This is a messenger RNA of Exophiala aquamarina CBS 119918, 1005 nucleotides long. RefSeq lists its product as uncharacterized. The transcript is spliced from 3 exons. Lineage: Eukaryota; Fungi; Ascomycota; Eurotiomycetes; Chaetothyriales; Herpotrichiellaceae. The record is from RefSeq and is a predicted model, not a curated record. Gene Ontology annotation, molecular function: DNA-binding transcription activator activity, RNA polymerase II-specific; transcription cis-regulatory region binding. Gene Ontology annotation, cellular component: RNA polymerase II transcription regulator complex. Bases 1 to 1005 code for a protein of 334 amino acids.
AUGUCGGACGGAUCACAGACCUUGCCGCCGCCCGAGGUCAAGAAACCUUACCAAGAAGCAGAGGCUCCCUUGGACGAGGGCGGCGCCAAAAAUGCUCGACGUCGUGAGCAAGUCAGGCGCGCUCAAAGAACACAUCGAGAUCGUAAGGCUACCUAUGUGAAGACACUCGAAUCUGAAGUAGCCAAGUUACGCGCGAAAGACUCGGCGCAUGAAGCGCACCUUCUAGCGUAUCGCGCACUGAUUCGCGGACUGAAGGAUCUGAUCAAGCAAUACAACAUCACAUUGCCGCAUGAUUUGGCAUCGGAUCCUCUCAUCUCCAGUCCAGAGGCCACUGUAGAGAUUUUCGAUCUGGCGGACCGAUCGCAAAGCAUUCGUGCCUAUUUCCCCGAUGGUUAUCUUUCAUCUUCGAAUCCCACCGCCACCGCCACCGCCCCUCCCUUUAUAUCACCCACCAGCGCCGGCGCCGCCAUCACAACCGCCUCGAUGCCAUUUCCUGCGGGAUCAACCUCUUCUAGCGAUUUCCUACUCACCGGCCUGACUAUAUCAGAUGCACCCAGCCUCAGCCAGGACCACAGUUCACAGUCUGGAGUGAGUGUCACCAUGCCUGUUUUCCACCCUCAAGGCCUCGGAGCCACUCAAGUCGGAAUCGACUUUGUGCUGGCCCUGGAAUACGUCUGCCUCAAGCAUCACGCGUCACAUUUCGAUGACGCCGACGGCAGUGGGCACGAGAUGAUGCUGUUGAGCCCCAUCAUGUGUCGGUCGCCUCCUCUGGAUGUGUCCUUGCAGCCGGGUUCAGGCCUUGCCAGCGGCGCCAAGUGGACGGUGCCAGCUGUCGAGCUGGAGAAAUUGUUGGAGUUUUCCGAUCGGCUCAACCUCAGUGGCGAGCUCACCCCCGUCGAGAUCUGGCAGCGAGUACGACAGCACCCAAAUUUCAGCCUCCUCACAAGAGAUACGUUGGAAAUCCUCAAGCUAACCUUGGUUCCGGAGGUGAAGUGCUACGGGUAG